Lotus japonicus is the source of this 606-nucleotide messenger RNA. Its product is annotated as 60S ribosomal protein L9-like. The transcript is spliced from 4 exons. The record is from RefSeq and is a predicted model, not a curated record. NCBI's taxonomy places the organism in Eukaryota, Viridiplantae, Streptophyta, Magnoliopsida, Fabales, Fabaceae. Gene Ontology annotation, cellular component: ribosome; cytosolic large ribosomal subunit. Gene Ontology annotation, biological process: cytoplasmic translation. Bases 16 to 489 code for a protein of 157 amino acids. Gene Ontology annotation, molecular function: rRNA binding; structural constituent of ribosome.
CCAUUUCAUCAGAGAAUGAAGAAGAUCUUUUCAUCAGAGACCAUGGACAUCCCCGACGGCGUGAACAUCAAGGUUGAAGGCCCUCGCGGGGAUUUCCAGCUCAUCACCGAUGAGAACGGCAAGAAGAAGCUCAAGAUCGAGGCCUGGUUCGGUACCCACAAGAUGAGGCUCGUCUAUGCCCAUUUUCCCAUCAUUGCUAGCAUCACUAAUCACAACAAGGGCAUCAAGAUCCAUAGCUUUCUACUUUUCGUGAGGAAAGUGGAUAUGCUUGAUGGAGUUUCCAUUGUGCGAUCUGAGAAGGUGAAGGAUGAGUUGGUUUUCGAUGGAAAUGACAUUGAGCUUGUUUCUAGGUCAUGUGCCCUUAUCAAUCAGAACAAGGAUAUCAGGAAGUUUCUUGAUGGUAUUUAUGUUAGUGAGAAGGGGACCGCAUUAAUAAAGAAGGUGGUGAAAAAGAUCGUUAUGGGGAAAAAGAUUGGAGCAUGUAUUUAGUAGAAAGUCUAAAUUAAGGGUAUGUGUUUAUCUAUACUUGCAGUUUUUGUUCAUCAGAUUCAUUAUGUAAUGAAUGAGCUAGUUAUACUGGUUGAGAGAUAGUUAGUGCAAUGUACU